Messenger RNA from Myodes glareolus (Bank vole), 4455 nucleotides. Lineage: Eukaryota; Metazoa; Chordata; Mammalia; Rodentia; Cricetidae. The record is from RefSeq and is a predicted model, not a curated record.
AACUUUAUUGACUUUUUUGAGUCUGGGUAUCUUCAGGGGCAGAAUGGACUGAGGACAGAGGCUCUGGCUGGAACGCCUGCUGGACACGGCAUGUUGGUUCUUGGAGCUCUUGGAAGCAAACGCUGGGGUAGAAGUGAGGCUGAUCAGAAGCCAGAGCUUAACUGCUGGACUCACGGCCACAUCAUGUCCAGCUCCCUGCUGACUGGAGGUCAUGUGGUCAGCUUGACUCCUCGCGAAGAAUCCAGGAUGGCCCUGCACCCAAGCUCCAACCCCAGCCUCCCAGCACUGUGUCCUUACUACACCACAGAGAGCUGGGGAACCCAGCCUCUGAUGGCCCCCACACUCUGCAAAGGCACCUCUAGCAGGUUCCAGCCUGCCCAGCAAGCAGAAGCCAAAGCUCACUGCCCCCUGCAGCACCCUGGGGAGCAGGCCUCAGGGACCUCACAGGACCUCGACUCCUGCAUUGACUUCUCACUGGAGACCCUCAACCAGAUGAUCCUGGAACUAGACCCCACCUUCCAGUUGCUUCCCUCUGGGACUGCUGGUCCCCAGGCUGAGCAGGCCAGCAGCAUCACUUCAAGGAGCAAGAAGGAGGAACCUGAAGCCUUAGAUAUAAAGUACAUCGAAGUGACCUCCACCAGAUCAAGAUGCUUCGACGGUCCCCAACGCUGCUCCAGCCCAUGUGUGACUCCACCCUUUGGCUCCCCACGCAAUGGCAGCCUCCUUUUCUCCAGAGACAUUCCCCGAGAGACUCGAAGCAGCAGCGAGAGCCUCAUCUUCUCUGGGAACCAGGGCAGGGGUCCCUCUCCCCACACCCCAUCUUCCCUUAGCAGUUCCAGCUCUGGCCAGGAAAGCAGGGCCUCAGGCUCCCCACUGGCCACUCCUCCAGGCUGGGAGAAAGGGCCAAGGGCCCCCCAGCGGGGCAGCAGGGUUUCUGUGCUGUCAGCCAGCCCCACGUCAGAUGUCAGCUAUGUAUUUGGAAGCAGCCAGUCCCUCCCGCUCUCAAGCCUCUCCAGCUUCCAGUCGUCUUCGCGAUCCUUGGCGAGUCCAGCCAGCUCCUCUUCCAGCCUUCACAGCCUGGACCGAGGGUCCCAGUGUGGGAGACCUGGUGAUGCCCAGGCUCCCAGCAACCCAAUACCGAACAUGGGCCAGCCCCAAGCAGCCCACUGUCCUCCAGUAGCCAAAGAGCAGGCCAGCAGUUGCCCCCCUUCUGUCACCAACUCCAUGGUGGACGUACCCAUUGUGCUAAUCAAUGGGUGCCCAGAACCACAGUCUCCCCCAGCCCGGCAGACACCAGGACACCAGGGCUCUGUCCAGCCUCGGACUGCAUCUCCCAGCCACCCCUGUCAGGCUACCAAGAGCCACAGUCAGACUCUACCAGAUGGUCCUGUCGCUGCAUCUCCAGAUGGUGCCACCAAGGGCAUGCAGCCCACCAUGAAGUUCGUGAUGGACACAUCCAAAUACUGGUUUAAGCCAAGCAUUACUCGAGAGCAAGCAAUCGAUCUGCUGAGGAAGGAGAAGCCAGGUGCUUUCGUCAUCAGGGACAGCUCCUCCUACCGGGGCUCCUUUGGCCUUGCCCUGAAGGUACAGGAGACACCAGCUUCUGCCCCAAAUCGACCAGGUGAGGAUAGCGCUGACCUUAUACGUCACUUCCUGGUGGAGUCUUCAGCCAAAGGGGUGCAUCUGAAAGGAGCAGAUGAGGAGCCCUACUUUGGGAGCCUCUCUGCCUUCGUGUGUCAACACUCCAUCAUGGCCCUGGCUCUGCCCUGCAAACUCACCAUCCCACAGAAAGAACUGGGAGGCGCAGAACCAGCGCUGGACUCCCCCACGCAUGGCCAGACCUCUUGCCUGAAGAUAUCAGCUGGCUGCCACACGCUGUACCUGAGCUCGGUGAGUGUGGAGACCCUGAGCGGAGCCCUGGCUGUGCAGAAGGCCACCUCAGUCACCUUGGAGAGGGAUGUCCUCCCCACACCUACUGUGGUCCAUUUCAAAGUCACUGAACAGGGCAUCACUCUGACAGAUGUCCAGAGAAAGUUGUUUUUCCGACGCCACUACCCACUCGCCACCCUCCGCUUCUGCGGAAUGGACCCCGAGCAACGGAAGUGGCAAAAGUACUGCAAAGCUUCCAGGAUCUUUGGGUUUGUGGCCAAGAGCCAGACGGAGACACAAGAGAACGUGUGUCACCUCUUCGCAGAGUACGAAGCAGUCCAACCAGCUCUCCAGGUGGUCAGUCUGGUGACUGCUCUGCUCCAGGACACAGACAGGGUAUAGAAGGGAGCUACCUGUGCACCUUCCCUGACAUCUCAAGAGACUUUCCCUGGCCAUGCCGCUGUGGCCACGUCGACAGACUUGACUGUUGGACCUGAGGACAGAGCAAGUUGAAGCUUUGGAGCCUGCUGUGACAUUCAGCAGUAACCUUCACCCAAUUCUUGGGCCUCAGGCUCUUUAAUUAUAUAUAAAGGAACCCAACCGCAAGAAAAUGGUCCCUUGGAGACUCAGCUGGGAAUCUUCAGUGUGUUCCUCCACGCUACUGAAGCCCACCCACAUCCAGGACUCCCUGUGUAAAAAUUGCCUGCAACGACACUCUGGCUUCAUCCGCUUGAACACUCCCUUCGUGGCAGGUUGAGCCAGAGGCCUAUGACCCCUGCAAACAGCAAACAGCAGGUGCUGGGUCAGAACUCGUAGGCCCCUGGCUGGAAGCCGGUGAUGAUGUGUGCAGUUUGGGGACAGGUUCGAUUUCCCUCACACCUGUCUCUUCCCUGCUGGCCCAGGAUUCUUUUGUUUUCAAGAGAUGGAAAGGUUUGGGGGUUGUGAACAUAACUGUGUUGCUAGAGGAUUUACCUGACAAGGACAAGGGCUGGGCUCGAUCACUAAGCACAGUGGUGAAUGCUGAAAAAUCCCAGCACUUGAAGAGGCAGGAAGAUCAGAAGUUCAGGGUCAUUCUUAGCUACAUGAGUUUAGGUCAGUCUAUGCUACAUGAGACCUUGUUGAGGGAAAGAGAAAGAAGGAGAGAGAGAGAGAGAGAGAGAGAGAGAGAGAGAAAGAGAGAGAGAAGGAGAGAGAGAGGGAGGGAGGGAGAGAGGGGGGGGUUAACGUUUUCAUAGAUCUCACCCAUGGAAGGGGGUACCACUUCAAGAAGGAGCUGCUGUGGGGGGAGAGUUUCAAAGUGGGAAGGUGCCUGCAAGGUCCAAAAUCUAUGAUGGAGAGGAGACAGGGUCAAGGGCCUCAGCCAGAGCAGACCUGGCAGCCACAGUGCGUGUACCCUGUGGCGCAACCCAUUUCAGCUUGCUUUGAGGGACCCAUCAGAUGCUGUCAGAGUCGAGUCUGAACAUAGACCGGGAGUGAGUUUUUGUACCCCUCGCUUCUUUCCGCUUUGCAAUCAAGGUUCUGUCAGUGGAGCCCUCUCUAAUGCAGUAUUUAAAACACUCUCACAUCUGGAGAUCUAGGUGUUGCAGUCUGAUCAACUCCUAGCCAUCUGGUGGAACUUUCUGGAUUCCUCUGAUUUUUAGGUAUAAUUUGCCAAGGCCUUGGGAUCUUUUUCCCAAGAGCAUGCUAGGAAAAUCCCUAGCCUCUGCAGUUACAAACUUGGGCUAUUGUCUAGUUGGUCAACUGCUCUGUGAUGUUGGCCCGGGAUUCUGAACGCUAGCUUGGCUGUGUCUGUGGGGCUAGCUUAAUAGAAGACCCUUAUCCCCAUGGUCAGAAAAAUCUCGGCAGUGCUCACAUUCUUAAUGUCUAAUCCAUCCUUCCCAAUAUAUUACAGAUGAAUAUCCCCCCCAUCUUUGCUUUCAAUUUCUUGAUAAGCACGUGCCCCAGAACAGGUAUCACAGCUGCCUGGCAUUGCUCUCAUAACCAACAUCUAGUGGAUGAAAAUGAGAGACCCUGUUGCUAUAAUACAUAUAGGGGUGCAUUUCCCUGCCCCAAAUCCAUUCUUGCUGGGUCCUCCAGUUCCAACACACAAACACUAUAUGGCGUCACCAGCCUUACAAACACAAGGGGGCAGGAGAGAGUCAAGAAUACAAAGAGGCAGCUUCUCCAGCUGGUUGGAGAAGUUGGACUCGUCCCCUCCCACAUUCAAGGCAGUCCUGCAAAACCUGUUGCUCUUCUUCCAGCCUGCCUACCUCCUUAGGAGACUUCCGUGGCGUGCAAGGGGAUGCUCACAGAAGCCCGCUGUAACUCACUGUGGAGCAAGUGUCUAUCCCCCUCCUGUCGUCAGCCUACAGAGCACCAUUGUCCUUGGCCAAGGUCAGACCUGAGGGAUUAUGAUUUCAACUUAGGAAAAGAGAAUCAGAUGGGGAGUGUGGAGGUGGAGUGGGGAGGGUGCUAGGCUCGCAUUGCAAGCUAAGACGGGCCUUCCAGCAUUAGAUGGACUCCGUUCCACCCAUUCUAGGCUUAGUGGGAAGAGUCCUUCAUACAUCCCUGUAUACUUCAUGGAAAAUAAAGUUUCUUUGUACAAUA